GUUAAGGAAUUAAGGCAUUCCAUGUCAGCAACAUUUGAAUACGUAACUUAAAAAAGAAAUUUACAUUGACGUCAAAUCUCACAUCUGCUUUGUAGAAAAGCAAUGGAAAAGCAAUGAGAUUUCUAUAGCUAUGUUUGGAACGAGAGUCCGGAAAUGAUGAUGUUUGCUUUGGUUGCUUAAAAAUAAGUGGGGUCUUGUCCUAAGCUCCUGUACGGGUUUUUAUGCCUGAAAUUUUCAAGCCUAUCUGGUCUGCUUUGCUAUUCUUUCGUUUUUUCCAGAGAAGCAAUUUGCUUCAUGGCUGGAUUGCUUGGUUUUUCGACCAGACUGUGUUAUAUCUUGAUUUGUUGAAGACGACAGUUCCUGUUUGCUAAAAGCUUUUUCUCUCUCUAUUGGGUCAUGCUCCAAGGAGUGAAUAUACAAACUGCAGGCAGGAGUCGGCAUUUAGUUUAUUGCUCAUGGAUGGAAGUAGUUUAUUACCGGCGCCUGAAACUAAUAUAGCAGCUCUGAAAGAAGCCCUUUAUACACAGCAGCAUCUUCUGCAAACCCUUUAUGCCGAGCUAGAUGAGGAAAGAGAAGCCUCAGCCACUGCAGCCAGCGAAGCUUUAUCUAUGAUAUUGCGGUUGCAAGGUGAAAAGGCUUCACUGAAGAUGGAAGCAAGCCAAUAUAAGAGAAUGGCAGAGGAAAAGAUGUGUCAUGCAGAAGAGGCCCUGGCAAUUGUAGAAGACCUCAUGUAUCAGAGAGAAAUGGAGAUUGCAUCUCUUGAAUACCAAGUUCAGGCUUAUAGGUAUAGACUUUUAAGCAUGGGCUGUAAUGAUUUGUGUGUGUACGAGAAUACUUAUCCAGAGAAUCUGUUAAUGCAAAGAAACGAUCCUUUAUUUGGGGAAAAUGGUGCCAACGGAAAUGUAAGGAGAUUCAACUCUCCGCCUCAGGUUUCAACCAAGGAUGCCAGUUACAAUAAAAGUAAUAUUGAAAGGAAAACAUCUAUAGUCCCUGUGCUAGAUACAAUGCAAAUGAAUGCGGAGGAAAUUGCAAUUCGAGAAGCUAAUGAUUCAGAGAAUAAAUCAGGGAGCCCUUCUGGUGCACACGUUUAUUCAUAUUGGGAGCAGAUCAAAAGGUUGGAUGAACGGGUAAAAGAGAUUUCUGGCGACAAAGAUCCCAGUAGGAAAAACUCUGCAACCUGGAAGGGUGGCACUUGGUCUCCGUCAUUGUUUUCACAAAUGGGCACUGGCACAUCUGGCGAUCUAACAAGAACGGAAAAUUCUACUCAUUCAGACAAAGUUAAACAGCAUCAGGAUUCACGGGAAAGUGUUCAGGAUAUUUUUGAAGUCCCACAAACUAUCGAGAGUUGCAAAGUUUCUGAACAUCCUGUGAAAGAACGUCACAAAAUGACUUUGGAAGGUGAAAACAGGCUUCAAAAGCCAGAUAUGGUAUCUGAGGAUAUUCUGAUAACGCCUAAUAAAGAUGAAAGAGACCUGGUAAAGACAAUGGUGCUUUCCACGGUCCAUGAGAAGAAAUUGCCUAAGCCAAAAGAUCGGACAAGUUUUCACCGCAAUGUGUCUCUUGUGAGCCGCCCAGCAAUUAGUGCAAGCAAUUCUCAAGCUGAGUAUCAACAGCUGAGUCAGAGAGUUGAGAGGCUUGAGAGAGUAAGAAACAAUACAAGCCAAGAAAUUAUUUCUGAAGGGGAAGAGGAACUGAAUUUGUUGAAGGAGAUACGAGAACAACUCAAUUCAAUACAGUCUGAGAUCAGAAGUUUGAAAAAAACAAAAAAUCCCCAUGCUGCAGAUAAGCAACCUUUAGAUGUUCUCCAAGAGGCAAUGCUGUACUUUUGGUUUUAAUUCGAGCAAUCAAGUUCUUACUGCCUUAAUCACCGAAUUUUUAUGAAUUUCCGGGUUCUGAUACAACUGCAACUUUGUAAGGAUGCUGUUUUGAUUUUGAAUAGAGUGAAUAUUAUACAGUAAGUUUGUGGACUUUUUUUAUUUGAUUUGUUGUACAAAACCUAUUCAAUGUAAAUGUUGCUAAGUUAACAUCAAUCACAGAAGAAGUUUGAUUUAUUUUGUUUUAGGCAUGCUGUCAUUUUUAUUUUGUUUUCUCUAUUAAUAUUGGGAUGAUGAUUGUAAAUUAUAUUCUACACAACUAUCUCCACUUUGCUCGAUUUCUCAA
This is a messenger RNA of Populus euphratica (Euphrates poplar), 2160 nucleotides long. RefSeq lists its product as uncharacterized. Bases 456 to 1835 code for a protein of 459 amino acids. The record is from RefSeq and is a predicted model, not a curated record. The transcript is spliced from 3 exons. Lineage: Eukaryota; Viridiplantae; Streptophyta; Magnoliopsida; Malpighiales; Salicaceae.